Molecule: messenger RNA, 2521 nt
Organism: Notechis scutatus (mainland tiger snake)
Lineage: Eukaryota; Metazoa; Chordata; Lepidosauria; Squamata; Elapidae
Source: RefSeq, a predicted model, not a curated record
AUGGAUGAAAGUCCAGUACCUACUGAACUGCGUACCUCACCUGAUAGUGAUGAUUCAGCAAAGAAAGGCAAAGGCAAAGGCAAAGCUAAAGGAUCACCAAAAGAAAAAGGAAGUCCUAAGGGGUCAGCAAAAGAAAAAGGAAGUCCUAAGGGGUCACCAAAAGGAAAAGGAACUGCUAAGGGGUCACCAAAACGAAAAGGAAGUCCUAAGGGAUCAGCCAAAGGAAAAGGAAUUAAAAAAGAAGAGGAACCUGAUCUAUCUGUGGCAAGCAUGGGCCACCCAGAAAUAUUUCCCUUGGUCCUCACUGAAAAAACACAAGAAAUAUUUAAUUGCUCUGCUGAUGUAGAUGUAACAGCUGAAAAUCCUUACAAGCUCAUUAAAAAGGAAGAUAUUAUUAAUGAUAUGAAGACAAGAGCUGCAAUUUCUGACUUCCACCCUAUCAAAAAAGUUAUACUAGAUUAUCCUGGCGAAGAACUCCUGCUAGUCUUUGACAGAGAAUUAAAAUAUGGACAACUCUUUCAUCUUAUUGCAACCGAAGAAGCUAAGGAAAACCUUUUAAAUCCACCAGAGCCAGAGGAAGAGGAAGAAGUGAAAGAAGGGGUGCCUGAAGAAGUUUAUAAACCUCCUGUGUGGAAACCUUGGGUUUCACUUGGAAGUGAAAAGGAAAUUGAAGAAGAAUCAGUCAGGGAAUCAAUAAGGAGGAUUAAAUAUAUGAUUUCUCGGCCACACAAAGAAUUUGGGAUUCGGGUUAAAUUCCAAAACAGAAAUGCCACACUUGACAAACAUGCCUAUGUGGAUUGUAUGCCCUAUCAAGAUAAGAACUUCACCAUUCGGCAGCUAGAGAAACAUAUUGGUGUUCAGGUAGUUCCAGAAGAAGAAAAUACCGGAACUCAGACAAAAUGGACCUAUCCCAAAAAUGCAACGACACAAUAUUACCCGAGAGAAUUUACAGAAUAUGAAAAAGAGGUAUACUUGUCAUCGGAAGAGCUGAAAAACUUUAUCGUGUCUGUGGCUUUACGAGUUGAAAUAGCUCUACAACAAAAUGAAAUCAUGAAUGUUUUUUUCGAUGACUGGAAAGCUCUUGCAGAAGAAGAAAGUGGUUUUGCAGGUAAAUCUGAUGUUACCAUGAAGGAAUAUCAGUCCUUUACAGAUCUGCAUUAUCUCAAGGACAGAACUGUUAGCUGCGUCUGCUGGCACCCGACCAUUUAUGGAAUAAUUGUUGUAGCAGUGACGGAGCGCCUCUCUUAUGAGGAACGAGUAGCUCAGUCUGGGAAAUUGCUCUUAUGGAAAGCCCCAAUUCUGUUCUGGAGUUUUGCUGACCCCAUUCAUCCUCAGCUGAUGCUGGAGUGCCCUGAAGAUGUUUAUUGCUUUGAGUUUUCUCCAAAUGAUCCCAAUAUCAUUGUUGGAGGCUGUCUCAAUGGACAGGUUGUGUUGUGGGAUAUUUCAGAAUAUGAAGAAAGGUUAAAAAGUGCCAAAUCAGGCACUACUACUGGCACAACAGUUAAUGUGCCCAGUUUCAUACUGGAACAACAAAUGGGGAAGGAGCCACACUUGGCGAGGUACUGUGCAGUCUCAUCUAUAGAAUAUGGCCAUAAAUCUAUAAUAACGGAUAUACACUGGCUGCCAGAUUUUUUUGAGGUCAACAGGAUGGGUACUGUUUUUGAAAAUAGAGCUGGAAUUUGUGUGCAGCUGAUGACCUGUUCACCAGACUGCACAAUAUAUGUUUGGGAUCUCCGAACUUACAGGCCUGCCUUACAACCUUCACUUGAGAAGAAAAAGGAAGAGGGUAUUAUUAUUGUUCCACCUGAUGUGCCCACCACCUUCAAACACCUUGACCUUGCCUGGAAACCUAUCAUAAAGAUCAAUCUGCCCAAGGCAGAUACAAGUGCUGAAUAUAGUCCAAUAAGAUUUAGCUUCAGAGAAGAGCACUAUCACACCAAAAUUCAAGACAAAACAGCCGUCCCAAAUAAACAAAGCAAAGAGGAACCCAUAGAAAAAAUUCCAUAUGCAGAGAUCCAGGGCACAACAAUGAAACCUCUUAAGCUGCUGGAAAAUAUAAAUACCAGCUUUUUUGUUGGAACUGAGGACGGUGAAGUUCUUUAUUCAGACUGGAAGAUGGAAAGAGACGGUGACUCAGGAAGAUUGCUUACAAAGCAACACUUCCUAGCAGUUGCUGAUGAUUUUGGCACCUUGCAUAUUUUAGAAAUUUCAUGGUCAUUAAUCCACCCUUCCAGCAAUGAGCGUUCCAGUGUUCUUCAUUACUUUGAGCGAGAAGUCAAACAUCUGGAGUAUUUUGAGCAGCGGCAGGAAUUCAGAGAAGAAGAAAGGGUGGCACUUGAGCAUGAAAAGCUGAUGAAGAGAACGAAAGUGGUUGGUGGUCAGCGAGAGUUAAUGGAAGAACAGACCAAUCAAAAUUACGUAGAAUUUUUGGAUUUGGAGAAAGCCAUAUUAGUUCGACUUGGAUUAAUCAAGGGACCAGAUAAAUUUAGCCCCUCGAGAAAUAUGUAGUUUUACCACUACU